CAUAAAAGAAAAAAAAACUUAUAUUCUCAUAAAUUCAUUCGUAAUAAUAAUCUCUCCAUUAUUUCUCUACUCUACUCUCUCUCUAACAAUCUCUGGGUAGAGAUUUCUUUCUUCCAUUCUUAUUGAGUUUUGAUUCUUCUGAGAAUCGCUCAUAGUCUCAAAAACCUUGAUAUCAGUAGUAGAUAUGGCUGCGGCAACAUCUGGGUUAUGGCAACCACAAGAAGAAGGUUUAAGAGAGAUCUGUGCUUUACUUGAACAACAUAUAUCUCCUACUUCUGAUAAAACUAGGAUUUGGCAACAACUUCAACACUGUAGUCAAUUCCCUGAUUUCAAUAACUAUCUCACUUUCAUUCUCGCUCGUGCUGAGGGCACACUUGUAGAAAUACGGCAGGCAGCUGGUUUGCUUCUGAAAAAUAAUCUGAGAACUGCUUUCAAAUCCUUGACCCCAUCAUAUCAGCAGUAUAUAAAGUCAGAAUUGUUACCCUGCUUAGGGGCAUCAGAUAGGCACAUCAGAUCUACUGUUGGGACAGUUAUCAGUGUUAUCAUUCAACAAGGAGGAGUACCUGGCUGGCCCGAACUCUUGCAAGCUCUUCUACAUUGCUUGGACAGUAAGGAGUUAAAUCACAUGGAAGGUGCAAUGGAUGCUUUAUCCAAGAUUUGUGAAGAUAUUCCGCAAGAGCUUGAUGUAGAUGUACCUGGAUUAGCCGAACGUCCUAUCAAUGUAUUCCUUCCCAGAUUAUUCCAGUUCUUCCAAUCAUCACACGCUUCACUCAGAAAGCUUUCCUUGGGUGCUGUUAAUCAGUUCAUCAUGUUGAUGCCAACAGUUUUGGUUCGAUCUAUGGAUCAAUUUCUCCAGGGCUUGUUUGUUCUUGCUACUGAUCCUACUGCAGAGGUGCGAAAAUUGGUUUGUUCUGCCUUUGUUCAGAUUAUUGAAGUUCGUCCGUCUUUCUUGGAGCCUCAUCUGCGAAAUAUUGGUGAAUAUAUGUUGCUGGCUAACAAGGACACAGACGAUGAAGUGUGUCUUGAAGCUUGUGAAUUUUGGUCAGCAUAUUGUGAAGCGCAGUUACCUCCUGAAAACUUAGUAGAGUUCUUGCCGCGUCUUAUUCCACUAUUGCUGUCGAACAUGGUUUAUGCUGAGGAUGAUGAGUCACUUGUUGAUGCUGAGGAGGACGAGUCUUUCCCAGAUAGAGAUCAGGAUCUGAAGCCACGUUUUCAUGCAUCACGAUUUCAUGGAUCAGAAAAUGCAGAAGAUGAUGAUGAUGACGACAUAGUCAAUGUUUGGAAUCUAAGGAAAUGCAGUGCAGCUGCUCUUGAUAUCCUCUCAAAUGUGUACGGUGACGAUCUACUCCCAACACUGAUGCCUUUGGUUCAGGCCAAGCUAGCCAAUGGAGGCGAUGAAGUGUGGAAGGAAAGAGAAGCUGCUGUUUUGGCAUUUGGAGCAAUAGCUGAAGGUUGCAUCAAUGGUCUUUACUCUCAUCUGCCAGAGAUCGUGUCGUUCCUCAUCCCUCUUUUAGAUGAUAAAUUUCCUCUUAUAAGAAGCAUCACCUGUUGGACACUGUCUCGUUAUAGCAAGUUUGUUGUUCAGGGGGUUAGCCAUCAAAAAGGUUAUGAACAAUAUGAGAAGGUGUUGAUGGGACUUCUGCGAAGAGUAUUAGAUACUAACAAACGUGUACAAGAAGCUGCUUGUUCAGCCUUUGCUACACUUGAAGAGGAGUCUGCAGAGUUGUUGGGUCCACAUUUGGAGAUUAUUCUGCAGCACCUCUUGUGUGCCUUUGGGAGAUAUCAGAAGCGAAAUCUCCGGAUUGUGUAUGAUGCCAUUGGUACUCUAGCAGAUGCUGUUGGGGAAGAGCUAAAUCAGCCCAGGUGUCUUGAGAUUCUGAUGCCUCCAUUAAUCUCAAAGUGGCAGCAACUCUCAAAUUCAGAUAAAGAUCUUUUUCCUUUGCUUGAGUGCUUUACGUCAAUAGCACAGGCAUUAGGUCCCGGAUUUUCGCAGUUUGCUGAACCUGUAUUUCAGAGGUGCUUAAGCCUCAUCCAGACCCAACUGAUGGCAAAGGUUGAUCCUGUCUCGGCUGGAGUUCAGUAUGAGAAGGAAUUUGUUGUCUGCUCCUUGGACCUUCUCUCAGGGCUUGCAGAAGGUCUUGGCAGUGGAGUAGAGAGUUUGGUUGCACAAAGCAGUUUAAGGGAACUACUUCUCCAAUGCUGCCAGGAUGGUUCUUUAGAUGUCCGACAAAGUGCUCUCGCGCUUCUGGGAGAUCUUGCAAGAGUUUGUCCUACACAUUUGCAUCCUUCUCUGUCAGAGUUUCUCACUGUUGCAGCUAAACAACUGAGCACCCCUGAGCUCAAAGAAACUGUAUCAGUGGCAAAUAAUGCAUGUUGGGCGAUUGGAGAAUUAGCAGUCAAAGUUCGCCAAGAAGUUUCUCCUGUUGUGAUGACAGUUAUCUCAUGCCUAGUCCCUAUUCUGCAAAAUGCACAGGCUCUCCACAAGUCACUUGUCGAAAAUAGUGCCAUCACUCUUGGAAGGCUCUCAUGGGUCUGUCCCGAUCUUGUAUCACCUCAUAUGGAGCAUUUCAUGCAAUCGUGGUGUACUGCUUUGUCCAAGAUCCGUGAUGAUGUUGAGAAAGAGGAUGCUUUCCGGGGUCUAUGUGCGAUGGUUAGGGCAAAUCCUUCAGGGGCAUUGAGUUCUCUUGUGUACAUGUGCAUAGCUAUCGCAAGUUGGCACGAAAUAAGGAGCGAGGAAUUGCAUGACGAAGUUUGUCAAGUGUUGAAUGGGUAUAAACAGAUGCUAAGAGAUGGAGCAUGGGAACAGUGCAUGUCAGCUUUGGAUCCUGCCGUUAAGGAAAAAUUGUCAAAAUAUCAAGUAUAACUGUGUUGAUCAAAUGUUGUGUUUUAUCUUAUCGUGGUUGACAUCAGUCAACAGUUUGGAGCUGUAUAUGUGUGAGAUCUCUGGUAUUGUUUUCUAUUGUGGGGGUUCUUUAGAUGAGGUUGCGGGAGUCGUAGUUGCCCUGGGAGAGUAUAUUAAGAUGAAAACAAAGGAUCAAAUUGUGGAGAUCCCGUAGCAGAAUAUGAAGUACUGCGGAUUCUUCAGUUUUUAUUUUUAAAUGGUGGUUCUUUACUGAUCAGCAGUCAGAAGUUGUGGAUCUGAAGAAGCUGAGGCUGAUCUGUGAGGUCAAUAUGGACUCCAUGGGUGCGGCUUUUCAAGCACUUUGGGGAACAUUUUUGACCUCUCCCCCCUUGUUUUGUAUUCAUUAGUCAAAAAAAGGAAAAGAGGAGUAUUUUUUUAUACUAUUUUUAAGCCAUAAUUUGUCUCGUCAUUUCUAUGUCAGUGGAGUCAUCUGUGUUUUCACCUUCCACUGGUUGUGAUAUAAUAGUAAAUCUGUUCAUGAGUGAUAAAUUUUCUUGGUUGAUUUCUACAAAUUGUUUAUGAUAGUAAGAUGAAACUCUUGGUGCAGCUUUUUUUUGA
Molecule: messenger RNA, 3460 nt
Organism: Papaver somniferum (opium poppy)
Lineage: Eukaryota; Viridiplantae; Streptophyta; Magnoliopsida; Ranunculales; Papaveraceae
Product: transportin-1-like
Exons: 29
Coding region: 185-2863 (892 amino acids)
Biological process (GO): protein import into nucleus
Cellular component (GO): cytoplasm; nucleus
Molecular function (GO): small GTPase binding; nuclear import signal receptor activity
Source: RefSeq, a predicted model, not a curated record